UUACGUCACAAGUUUCUUUUUUUCUCGCAGUAAAUUAAAGCAGUAGUAGCAUCAUCAGCACUGACCUUGUGACGAAAUUACACGAAAUUAUUUAUUUAUUUAUCCCUUUUUUUCUCUUUUUCUUCUUCUUUUCUCUCUCCUCCCCCAUUCUCACUUGAAUAACGCCCAUUCACCAUGAGCUCACAUGAACCAAAUGAAACAGACAUCGAUAUCCAAGAUAGAAUGGGUUACGUUGAUACAGGACCUAGUCAAAGAAACAAUGGUAACAACAUCAGUAACAAUAACAGCAACAGCAAUAAUAAUGGUCAUCAUAAGGUAGCCACCUCCUCUUCGGCACAUCUAGUCAUCAAAGAGCCAAAACCACAAAGGCAGGUAAACCUUCCCACAGCAACAUCCAGCACGGAAAAGAAACGAGCAACCUUCAAACCCGAGAUUCAAACAAGAAGGUCGAAUUCCAUCGAUCUUUUAACCGUACCAACCAGUCAAAAUGUACCCACAUUCAACUUGCCCAGUACACCCAACUACUAUCAAGACAGUAGACCUCCACCAGCACCACCUGCCAUGAGAGUGAAUUAUCAGGAAGAACAUAUAGACCGUCCUAAUCGAGAGGAAAUUAAAGAUAUGAUGGUAUCUAAACUUUAUGAAUUAGCAGACAUGUUGAAAUCAUUAAACAUUGAAGAUGAAGUCAAUUACCGACCUAGACCCACUCCGUCUAAAUCCGAUCCAUCACAACAGGACCGACGCUAUCCUAAGGUGAAAAUGGGGAACUCUCCCGACGAACAACCUACAAGGAGGAGUCCUUAUCAGCCAAGAAGGGAUUAUUAUUCAUAUUAUGAUGGUCCAGCAGCGUACGAUUAUCCUCAGGAAGACUAUUAUUAUGCUCCCCCACCUCUUCCUCCUGUGGUGCCACAACAAAGGCAGGGUUAUAGACCUCGUAGAAAAUCAUAUGGAAAUUUACGUGAGGAAGAAAACAUCAAUCGAUUAACAAGAAAUAAUUCUAGAGGUAACAUGAGACAGAGAAUGUACGAUGCACGCUAUGAAGCGUAUCAAGAUGUACCACCCCCACCACAACCACAACCACAGCCUACGAAUCGUCAUUAUUAUCAACCCCGUCAUUAUUCGCCAGACAAUUAUUAUUGAUCCUUUUUCUUUUUCUUUUUAUUAUU
Mucor mucedo is the source of this 1166-nucleotide messenger RNA. RefSeq lists its product as uncharacterized. NCBI's taxonomy places the organism in Eukaryota, Fungi, Mucoromycota, Mucoromycetes, Mucorales, Mucoraceae. The record is from RefSeq and is a predicted model, not a curated record. The transcript has a single exon. Bases 175 to 1140 code for a protein of 321 amino acids.